Messenger RNA from Amphimedon queenslandica, 1117 nucleotides. RefSeq names its product patatin-like phospholipase domain-containing protein 3. The coding region runs from base 122 to 1057 and encodes 311 amino acids. The record is from RefSeq and is a predicted model, not a curated record. Gene Ontology annotation, molecular function: triacylglycerol lipase activity. Gene Ontology annotation, biological process: lipid homeostasis; triglyceride catabolic process. Gene Ontology annotation, cellular component: lipid droplet; cytoplasm; membrane. The transcript has 4 exons. NCBI's taxonomy places the organism in Eukaryota, Metazoa, Porifera, Demospongiae, Haplosclerida, Niphatidae.
ACUUGCAAUUUUCACUUUUUUCAGCAAAGGCCACACCUCCAGCACUCCCACAUAUGCGUUCUUUAAAAGCCCCUCCUCGCUAAGAAACUUUCACAUCUCAUAGUCUCAUACCCAGAGCUCAAUGGAAAAAGACAAAGACUCUCCUAGUUGUACAAGCCAAGCACGCAACUCUGCUUCAUUCGCCGGUGGAGGUUUCAUGGCUAUAUAUCAUGUGGGUAUGAGACAAGCCGUGCAAGAAUGCAGCUCAAAGCUCGGGAGAGAGAUAUUCUCUGGCACGCUGUAUGGAGCUAGUGUAGGCUCUGUUGUAGCAACCUCCAUAGCCUGUGGAAUAUCUCACCUUGAAAUGCUUGAAUUUAUACACGAGCUGUACAACAUUGCAGAGUCCAUUUGUCAAUGGGGUCGAUUCUCUCUCCUUCAUCCUAAACUGAGACUUGGGAAGAAAUGUCGGGAUCAUUUGGAGAAGCUGUUACCGUCUGAUGCCCACAGGAGGUGCACUGGUAGAGUGGGUGUAUCAGUGACUAUAUUCCCAUCCAUGGAGAACUGGAUUAUAACUGAUUUCAAUACGAGAGGAGAGCUCAUACAAGCACUGCUAUGCAGCUGUUUCGUACCUUUUGUAUCUGGAAUAAUGAUGCCAAAGCUAAGAGGAAAGUAUUGCUGUGAUGGGGGUCUCUCCUCUAAUCUACCACACAAUACUGAUCCAAGUGUCAUAACAGUAUCACCAUUCACUGGUGAAUGUGAUAUAUGUCCACCAGCUGAUAAUGAAUCCUAUUAUCAAUGUUACUUCUUUGGACAGACUCUCAAUAUGAAUACUGGCAAUACGUAUCGUGGUAUGGGAUCAUUGCUACUGCUACCAUGGAAAGAAAUGGAAAUUAUUUAUAAACAAGGUUACACUGAUGCUGUGAACUUCCUCAGGAAAGAAGGUAUCUUGACUCAUAAUUUGGUUGCAUCACAUUUACCAGUCAAAGCCACACCCAGCAGUGAUGAAGAAACUAUGAGUGAUUACGGGUCCAUGACCACACCCAAUCACUCCAGGCAAUCCUCAGAAACUUCAGCAUAAAAAUUAUCGUUUAUUUUAUUUAUUUAUAUUUAUACACUUUUGACAUCAAGUUAUUUAAUA